AUGCCAGUAGCAUAUUCCUACUCUACGUCCUCGUCCGCACGCCCCGAAACUCCGUUUCCUACACCCUCCUCCUACCCCUUUCUCGCAGAAGCCCCAACCGCAGGCAGCUCAGCAACCACAUUCCCACACCUCCUAUACUACCUCUCUGAAGUGCGACAUAGCACCACUAUCCCACUUUGCGGGGUUCUCAAACGGAUAGAUGAUAUGGCGAGGAUUGUUGCUGAGCUUCCGGAAGCUAUGUCUGCAUUGACUAAUCUGGAAGAUGAAGGGAGUUGGGUAAAAGGGAAGAAGAACAAUAAGGGGAAAGGGAAGGCAAAGGAGGGGGAAUAUUUGAUAAGGAAGCCGAAAGGAGAUAGAAGAUUAGCGCUGGGACUGCAUCUUAUGGCUGUAGUGCAAGCGUUGGAGGAGUGUGCGGUGGAUGGGUGGAAGGCAUGGGUGAAUGGGGAAGUUAAUGCUUGGGAGAGGAUGCAGGAGGAGGCGGAGGGUGGAUUUGAGGACGCAGUAAAGGAAGGGGAUGGUCGGAGGGAACGCCAGCACCAUUAUUUUCAUCACCAAAUUGGAGAAAACGCUCAUCUCUCGACCCUAGCAGCAGGUCUGCAAUCCGCACGACAGGAAAUAUACUCCAAGGAAAAGAAAAUUGAGUAUCUUAAAGAGUCGCUUCAAAACGCAUUAGCCGUCCUAGAGGCUUUAAGGGGUGCGGAAAUGUGGCACCGAAGCGACGCGGAGGAUAGAGACAUUGCAAUUGAUGAGAGAGAUAGGCUUAUGGAGGAGCAAAAGGAAAAGAAGGUUCAGGAUCUUGAAGAGUCGCUUCGAAACGUAGUAGCCAUCAAUGAGGAUUUGCAAGAGAGGUUGGAGGCUUUAAGGUUUGCGGAGAUCCAGCGUCGAUGCAUUGAAGAAGAGAAGCAUGAACAUCGACGGCGGGAAAUCAGGAAGAUCGGUAAGGCGACGAGGGGUAUUAACAAGGAGAAAGACAGCCUUGUUGAGAGAUUCCAGAACCUGAGCGUUUCCGGUUCUAGGCACCCCAGCUAUGAGGCAGAUGACGAGGAAGAUCGUGAUGGAGAAUGUGAAAAGGAAACCGAGCCCGCACCAUCUGUUCCACAGCCAACCAGUCAGCAGGAUAAAAACAACCCUUUCCCACCUCUAUCCUACCCCACAACUAAAGCCUCACGCUACAACCUCAUAGACCUAAGUUCCACUGCGGUUGAAACCGGUAGCCAACACAACCUCUCAUCCACCUCCUCCACUUACAACUCCGAUCAAUCGCCCCAACAUUCUAGCUCAGUAUCUCUAUCCCCUAUCCCCGAAGUUCCGGACGAAGAAGAGAUCAUUGUCGUCCAUGAAAAUCUUCAACGGUGGCAGAGAGAAGAGAAAGAGCGGCGCGAGGAAAUGGACGAGUAUUCUUACAACACUACUUCCCACAGCGGCUCCACUCUUGAGAAAUCUCUGUCAGAUCCACCAUACAUCCACAUCCUGCUGCCGGCUAACUUUACAUUCUCGCCCAAUGGCCAUCAUGCCUCAUUGUUGACGUUUCCAACCUCGGCGUCUGUAUUCCACUUCCCGUUCGGUGCGACAAGGGAACAGCUUCUGCGGGUUCUAGAACAUAUUUCUAGUCAUUUCUAUUCGAGAUUUGAGCCUCCGGAGGAAUUUAAUAUCAUGCAAGUGCGCACGCGGGUUAUGGAAUGGGAACUUAAGAAAUCGAUUGCUAGGGUACUAAAGGGGCGGGCAUGGAAGUGCCAGGAAGGAAAUAUGGAUGUGGGUGGGGUUUGGCAGACGGAAGGUGAGGGGGAUACAUAUAUGGUAUCUAGUAUGGACGUGUUUUUCCAGGGGGUUUCGACAGUGGUCGGAGAAAGCGACGUGGAAUUUGAAACGGAGAAAUGCUAUGAAGGCGGCGUACCUGGAUUUCCACAGAAUCCUACUCGCCUGAAUAUUAGAGGCGGCGGGGAAGAAAGAAGCUUAGCAACCUCUGAGCCCAUAGGUCGAGAAUCCGAUGAGGGCUACGCUACCACCAGCGAUGGGUUCGGAGACUCCAAUAGCCUCUUCUUCCUGCACUCCGACACUCCAACCAGUCUGGAAGGCAUGAAAGCUCAAUACCACGCAAUAUACAUGCCAAACCAAGCUAACAACCCCUCCUGGAUGCAGGAAGCCCGGAUGCUGCAACUCAAGACCUCGGCCCUUGUACACGAGCUCUCGUCGCUACAGCGCCAAUAUGACGAAGCUCAAUUUGAGCUUGAAAGACAAAACAGGAGGAUGAACGUCCUGUUUCGUACGAUCGAUACUCAGCUCAAUGAGACUAAGGUAAUAUUAGAGAGAGAGGCUAGGAUAAAGAAGAUGGUGGAGAAUUAUAGGCAUCCGUACAUUGCGUAUCUGACCGCCGUGAGAGAGAUGCGAGACAUGGCAGAAGGAGCCCUGCAGAAUGCCUUAAGCCCAUACGAGAAAGUUAUAAUAGAGCCUGAGGGAAAUGAUCAACAAAAAAGAAACGGUGACGGGAACGGUCCAAGCAUGAGAGGUGGUGCAGGCGGAGACGAGCGAUAUACCGACAAUAUAAACCGGCCUGUUUCAUACGGAAGGAAACACGCCUUGGAGAAGUAUCAGAAACCGGGUUCCGAUGAGCCCCAAUCCUGGAGCUUCAUCUUUGACGUUGAUGCCUCGGCAAUUAUUUUCGAAGACCCAUGGCGCUUUUACCAAUGGCCUCGGAAUAGCACUCUAGCCCAAAUCCGGCAAGUCUUGGAGUACAGAAAAGCCAAUCGAACGGAGAACGAUACAAUUCUUAGGCGCAUCCGCCAUAUCUUCGAAGGUCGGCAAGAAUUGGGAAUUCCGGACCCAGUUCUACACUCUGGCGAUCGAGUGCGUAUCACCUACCCGACCGAAGGCCUGGGGAGGCUUUUCAGAAGGCAGCGAAGGGCCGACGCUUCUGAUCCUGUUUGCGAGUAUCUUCGAUCUGAAGAUUUGCAAAUCUCUCGAGCUGAGUGUGGGAAGGAAGAUGAAUAUGUUAACCCCCGAGAUUUCAUCAACGAGUUCACUGAUGACAACGAAUGUGAACCUGACGGUAGGUCGAACUGCUCUGGGCGCUCCUCAGACUCAAGCUACUCCUGGACUUUCCCACCUCCGCCAAAUUCAGUAUCUCAACCAAGCCCUUGUGAAAUGAUUCCAAACCCCGAGGAUCGCUUCACUGGAAAGGCGCUGUGUUGCAGGACCACUGCGGAGAGCUUGGUUAGGAACAUGACGGACGAGCAGUUCCAGAGCCUGGAGAAUUGGAGGCUUGGACCUGGCCUCGACACUUCCGAGUAUCCCGCCCCUACGGGGUACGCAAACUCUCAGGGCAACGGAUGUUUUUUCUGUGAUCUUCCUUUCGAUGUACUAGAAUUUGAGCCUGCAAGUGGCGAUUCGACCUUGUAUGGCAAUAGCGACGGCGAGGAUAGCGACGAUACUGGCAUCCCAGUAAUAACACUCAGUCGUUCGUCAUUAAAGUCGAGCCUUCAAGGCGAAGCAGCAUACAGCGACCUCCGAGGCUGCUCGCAAAUCUCACAUACUAGGGACACAAGUUUCUCGUAUCUUCGCCACCAUUCCCGCACUAUCCCACCUCGCCCACCUGUAUCCCUUCUGUCAAUGCCACCAGAUUCCCCCCUUAGGGAUUAUGCAACAUCCUCCGUGGUUCUUUGCAGAGAGCCUAGAGGGGAACGCCGUCUUCACGUGAGAAAUAUAGCUCGCCCAUGGCCUGGUUCGCAGCGGAUGUCCAACGGAGAUUUCACGGAGUGGGUUGAGAGUGGGGCUCAGGGAAGGGAAAUCCCGUUGUUUCAAUUAAAUUCCAUCCCCCCAGCAAAGUCGGCUACGCAUUUGAAACCAGAAAUCUAUGCGGCAUAUUCAGAAGAGUCGCAGGGCAAGGAAUCAUCUUCACUGGCUAGGGUGGAUGCCAUCUCCCAUGGCAGGCUCUGGAGUAAGGCAACUGAGGAGAUGCUCGCAGAGAAGAAAGAACGAAUAGUACUCUCCAGGGAAGGACAACAGUCUAGAAAAGGGACUGUAGACAAACCAACUUGCAGAGAUGUUGGCUAUGGAGAUAUUACUGAAGCCAUCGAGGAAAUUAAGCCUGGUCCACUGAGUCGUUUCUCUAUGGAACCGCGACUAGCCGCCAAUGUGCUCACGGGCGCUCCUGCCAGGCCACGGCGACCGAAUGCCGACUGGGGUCACCCACUGGAGCCUAACGAUGAGUCGAGCGAGCAGAUGACGCCGGAAAUUGGAGUGAGAGUUUCAAGGCAGCAGAAGGAGUGGGUAGAUCCUACUGAAGCUGGGCCUUCAGAACCAAGUAAUUAUUUGAAGUACGCGAAGAGAGGCGUAGAGGAGGGUUAUGACGGCAUGUUGGGUGAUAAGUUGUUCGCAAGUACAGGCGAAAGUGAGAUCGGCAAGGGGAAAGGAAGGAGCAAUGGAAUGGGUGGUGUAAGCAGGACUGGCAGUGGGGCAUGGAGGAACUGA
Lindgomyces ingoldianus is the source of this 4467-nucleotide messenger RNA. RefSeq lists its product as uncharacterized. The record is from RefSeq and is a predicted model, not a curated record. NCBI's taxonomy places the organism in Eukaryota, Fungi, Ascomycota, Dothideomycetes, Pleosporales, Lindgomycetaceae. Bases 1 to 4467 code for a protein of 1488 amino acids. The transcript has a single exon.